UAAUAAUCGUAUUCUACCUCACAAUGGAGUCUGCAGAAGAUACUUCCUCACCCGACCUCGACCGAAACGGGUCUUGUUGGGCUACAGCUAAAGUUGACCGCACAGCCGAGAAACGGAAAGAUAUUCGUAUCAUAUUCGGUUACGGCUCGAUAAUGUGGCGGCCAGCGCUUGACUAUGUCGAUUGUUUUCCCGCAAAAGCAAAAGGUUUCGUUCGACGUUUUUGGCAGUCCAGCGUUGAUCACCGAGGAACAGUUGCCUACCCUGGAAGAGUGGCGACACUACUGCGAUGCAAGGACUUGCCUGAAGUUAGUGGUGUUGCUCACCCUGAGGAGGGAGUGUGGGGUAUGGCUUACGUGUUGAAGGAAGACGGUUUAGAGAAAACCAUGGAAAUGCUGGAUAUCCGCGAGAAGAACGGUUACACUAGGACCGUCACGACACUAUACGAUGCCAAUGACAAUUCGAUCGGAGAAUGUUUUCUGUAUUACGGCUCGGUGAAUACUUCUGAAAAUCCGAUGUUCACUGGCGCUGAGACGAUAGAGUCGAUCGCGAGGCGAGUUCGGAGUGCAGUUGGACCUAGUGGGGCUAACGCUGAUUAUGUUUACCGACUGUGGAGGUGCUUGCAGUCGUUGGGCGUUAGGGAUGAUCACGUCAAUGCGUUAUACGACGCGAUAAAGGCCGCGUGACUCGGGUUCGAUCCUUGCACCUGCUGUUUUUACACAAUUUCUGUUGAGAAUUAUUUCUAACAGUAGUUUCUGCAU
Perkinsus marinus ATCC 50983 is the source of this 758-nucleotide messenger RNA. RefSeq names its product Cation transport protein chaC, putative. Gene Ontology annotation, biological process: glutathione catabolic process. The record is from RefSeq and is a predicted model, not a curated record. Gene Ontology annotation, cellular component: cytoplasm. Bases 24 to 683 code for a protein of 219 amino acids. The transcript has 7 exons. Gene Ontology annotation, molecular function: glutathione specific gamma-glutamylcyclotransferase activity; gamma-glutamylcyclotransferase activity. NCBI's taxonomy places the organism in Eukaryota, Perkinsozoa, Perkinsida, Perkinsidae.